GUCCGCAAGCAUUGACAGGUGCCGUGCGGGACAAAAGUCAGCCAUCUUUACCCUUUUGCACCUUCAACUCUGUCUAGUCCCGACAGCCUUUCAUCCCCAAUCGUCUUCUUUCCAUCUAGAUUUCCCAGUUUUCCAUCAUUGUCUGCGUGUUUAGAUUCCUUUCCAACAGCAACUGCUCGUCCCUCGAUCCGACCUCGGCUACCAACGAUUUCGAACACAACAGGCCGCCAACGUUUUGAGCACAAAGAAAAAGCAUGGAGGCCCCUACAAUUCCUGUUAUACCUCCAAGACCUUCCAAGCCUCCCAGCAAAGAUGCUGAAGCUGCUGCUGCUGCGGCGCCGGCGGUGCCCCAGAUUCCUGCUCGCCCCAGCAGGAAGCACGUGGAGCGCUCAGUAUCACCCAAUCCUGCUCGUUUUGCCCAGUCUCCUCUUCGGGAAGGUUUCUCGAAAGGGUACAAAUCGAGCGGAUCCAAGGACUACUUCGCUGGCGUCGCUCCCGCUGAACCUAUUGAAAGAAGCCCGAGUGUCGGUAUGCCCUCUGUAGGUGAAGAAGGCAUGGAAUACGGGGCACUCGACGAAGCUGUAGCGCUCACCCAAACCGGAAUUGUGUCUGAUAGCCUCAAACUACAUGCACCCAAGCCCUCACUUUCACCCGAAACCGCCAAAGAGCGGGUCAAAGCCGUCACACGAACAGACUCAGACAAGGCAGCUUCUUUUGGUCUCGGCCGACCUAGCUCUAGUCAGGACCGGUCAUCCUCUCGCCAAGGGCUUCGUAGAAAGCCAAGUUCUACUUUCUCAGUUGCUAGUGACCAGGAUGACGAAGGCAUCCCUGAAAUUGGACAGCGUGUGCCCAUGAACCGACAUCUGGGAGAUGUUCAGGCCCCAUCGCAGGAUAAUGGAUCUGAGGCUGUGACUAGGCACCAUCAGCGCAAGCUAAGCAGCCGUAACUUGCCACCGGGAAGUUAUGGUCUUCACGGCCACGGCAACCUUGAAGAGGAUAAGCUGGAGAAGGCAUACUACGAGAAACACCCCGAACUUCGAGAGAAAGAACAUGUUUCGUAUAGAGACCGUCCCAACGAUUUUGCCAUGAGCAAAAAUGAUCUUAACCGCCUGGUUAGAGAUACGGUCAACCGACCGUCAUCAACGUCUUCCCGCGAGGUCGUAGGAACACCGACUGAAGAAGUUGCAUUCCAGGCAACAGACUACUAUGCUUAUAGCAUUGCAGCUCCCAAGUCUGCACCACCUUCAAAGCUGAGCUUUGAAGCUCCAAAGGCAACAGAAUCUGAGGCUAAGGAGCAGGAAGCUGAGGCGAACACUAUCCAUGUUACGGACUCCAACCACGCCGAAUUCUACUCAUAUGGUGGAGAGCAUAAUGUGGCUGAUGCAGACGAAAAGUCAUACACCAUUCCUAUUCUGGCCUCAGAUGAAAUUGAUAUCGGCCCUAAUGCCCGUGCUCAACAUCCGGCUAUUCAUCCACAGGACCGAUCAGAGCCGUUCGAAUCCGACUUCCCCGCCAAACCAGCUCCCGUACGCCCGUCAAUUGUACAUCGACCCUACUCUCAACCGGAAUUUUCAUUCACGCGACUGGAUGAUGUCAAGGAAUAUGACCCUCUCUUUCCCGAAGAAGCUGCGAAGGAUCAGCAGAGCAAGCGCGAGGAAGCCGAGAAGAAAAUUCGUCACCAUUUUCCCAGCAAGGAUAUUUGGGAAGAUGCCCCCAACAGUGUGCACUACACUGUCGAAGUGUCUACGCCUGAUGUGGAAGAUGAAACUAAGGCAAGACGAUCGUCAAGCUACCUGGCUGGACGACCCAUUACAACUGCCCAAGCUUUUGCCCAAUACCAAGAGGAGCUCGCCGAGAAGGACUCUCAGGGUCGAGCCCAUAAGUUUCUACCAUUGCAAGAUAACGUACCAAAGCCCUCUUGGAUAGAACAUCAAUCGCAUCUUGGCGUCCGCCGACCUGCUGGCCCAAAAAGGUUCCCAAGCAAAGAUGUUUGGGAAGAUGCACCUGAAAGUCAACUCUAUGAGGCGGAACUAUCUGAAGAGCCACAAGCUACCAUUGACGAGGACAGAGAUGCGGACGCCAAGGUAGCACCAGUUGUUGCUGCUGCUUCACAACCGCCAGCCAUUCCGGAGCGCCCUAAGCCUGCCCCGAAAGCUGUUGGUCAGGUAUCGAAGCAACCCUCAGCGGUUUCCGAGAAGCCCAAACCACAAAUACCUGCUCGCCCUACUAAACGAGGCUCUGGUGAUGCUUCUAUUAGCGAAGCGGCCGCUGCAAAGGCCAAGCCUCCAGUGCCCGUGAGACCCGUCGGGGGCAAGAUUGCUGCUUUACAAGCUGGUUUUAUGACUGACCUCAACAAACGCUUACAGCUUGGCCCGCAAGCUCCUAAGAAGGAAGAACAGCAAGACUCGGAACCAGCUGAGGAAGUUGAAAAGGCUCCACUCGCGGAUGCCAGAAAGAGCAGAGCCCGUGGUCCCCAACGCAGGGCACCCUCAAAAGCAGCUUCUGCAGUGAGCAGCUCAACUAGCCCAGCUGCUGCUACCCUAGCCAUAUCCGUUCCCCAAACUUUCUGGGCUAUCAACCCUGAAAAUGGCCGGUUGGCAUUGACUGUUGAUGAGGAGCAUGACGUGGCUGGCGAGGUAGCCCCUAUUGUAGAAAAGGCUAAACCUAUCAGCAUAACCGAAGAAACUGAGAAGGUCGAUGAGCCAGGAAAGGCUAAACCUAUCAGCACAAGCAAAGAAACUGAGAAGGUCUCGGAGCCAGCAGAGCCUCCUGCGAUAACAUCACAGGAGGAAGAAACUGCAACAACAAAGGUUGAACCAGAGCAUGAUGAGACUGUCGUUGAGGAGAAGGUAUUAACAGCGGAAGCAAAGAAACUAGUUGCGGAUGAGAGCGUCGGCGCAAAGACGGAAAAGACCGAAGUGGCGGACGACAGCACUGAUGUUGAUAAAGUUAUCGAAACAGAAGAGGCUGAGUAAUAUUUGCUAGGCUUUUCUUUUACUAAGCCUUGUUUUCUCAAUCUACCAUAUAUUAUAUUUGGUUAGUGUAGUACUGUAAUUAAAGACUGUUGCGUAAGAUGUUUGAAUGUUAUAUGGUUGUAGUGGUACAAAUAUUAUUCGUUGGGACGAUCAUACUGUAUCUAACAAACGAGACCGACUAUUUACCCCAAGAACUAUUCUCCUGUUCUGAACCCUGCCGUUCCUUCUCUAGCAUUGCAUCGAACUCUCGCUGGGCCUGGCUACGUUCGCGAUUAUCAUCACUAGCUGAAUCUUGGCCCCAGCUCUGCGGUGGAGUGGGCUGCUGUUGUAUUUGAGGUCGUUGACCACCGGAGGCUUGCUGACGGACUCUAUCCCAGGCCGAAACGUUGCUAUUAGCCGCAAAGCUGUCUCUCUGCGCAGCUGGUGCGACCGGAGAGCCAUCGUCAAUGUCAGAUGAGGCCCAAGGAUCGUUCGAGUUGGCUUGUUGGGUGCUAAUGGGUGGGCGUGCCGACCAUGAAUUCUGCUGCGGUUGCGAUUGCGGCUGAGGCUGAAUCUGGCGACUGGGUGAAUCCGAAUAGUUUUGCGAUUCCGAGUCUGUGGGCUGUUGUUCGUAGACGGCGGAAGAAUAUUCUGCUUCGGUAUUUUGUGAAUAAUCGCCAGACAUGGCACCGGAGGUAAUGCUAGCGGCCUCGUUUCGUGCCUCUCUCAAUAGUCGGCUGAGCCUAGGGUCCUUGUCGGUAGCGAACUUGCGAUUCCAAAAGAUAAGAGCCUGUAAAACUGGCUGGACGGUGAGGGCACCGACCACGUAGUAUGCGACGAGCCGGGCGCCAUGGGCCAUGGCUCGCUUGAGUGAUCGUUCUGGACCAGGGUUUUGGGCGAAUGCUGGUGUGAAAAUAGGGAACUUCAUGGUGCGUCUGCCUCUCCAAGUCAUGAACAAGGCGAAGCCUGUGGUUGCAAAUGACGCCAGGACAUUGUUGUUUGUCGCCGUCAGAAGAUGCUCGGAAAUAGCCUGGGUUUCGUGAUCCUCCAAGUUUCGGUCGUAGUGAGAUGCGAAAGAGACAGCCACUGACUCGGCGAGGGCUAAACUGCGCUGCGUAGUUACACCAGUAACACGAGCGUAGAGAGGCGCCCGAUAGUCCCGGAAGAGUCGCUGCAUUUGCGAAUGGACGUAUGGUUGGUACUUUUGGCGGUUCUGGAGAUCGUGCUGUUUGCGCUGUUCCAUUGUAGCCCUCACCCGGCGUGUGUACUCGGCCGGCGAGACAUUUCCUUGAUCGUUUGGCCCGUUCAUAGCGAUUGGAUUGCUUAAUUGAUGAAAGGUGAAGUUCGAUACGAAUGCGU
This is a messenger RNA of [Torrubiella] hemipterigena, 4313 nucleotides long. The record is from the annotation of a GenBank genome assembly. Lineage: Eukaryota; Fungi; Ascomycota; Sordariomycetes; Hypocreales; Clavicipitaceae.